This is a messenger RNA of Scedosporium apiospermum, 2808 nucleotides long. RefSeq lists its product as uncharacterized. The coding region runs from base 1 to 2808 and encodes 935 amino acids. NCBI's taxonomy places the organism in Eukaryota, Fungi, Ascomycota, Sordariomycetes, Microascales, Microascaceae. The record is from RefSeq and is a predicted model, not a curated record. The transcript is spliced from 8 exons.
AUGAACGAACGAUUCACCGGCCUGCACAGUGACAUUGAAACCCAAUUCAGCCUCAGCUACAACGGGUUUGAGCGCACCGAGAAUAACCUGCAGGGCAUCAGGGAACUCGUUCAAGAGGUUAGGAAUCGUGCUAUUGUGCUCAUAAAGCACGACCGUUGGAGCCGUCACCACCAGUCUCGAAGGAGCGUCCUGGCCGCAGCUGCCGAAGGAUGCUACGUCUGCUCCAUCAUGACUCAUCAUCCUAAAUUCAGGGAUGGAGACAAAGACACGCCUUUCAGGCCUGAGUGGCUUCUAUACCCAUCUAUCAGCAUCGAGAUCGAAGGCCUGCUACAGCUUGAUAUCAACGGCGACGAGGAAGGCCACGGGAGCAACGACGACAGCAAGCAGAGCGGCGAUCUACAGCCGGAUUCCAACGGCGAUAUAAUACGUCUUCCGGUCGAUGGCACCGAGGUCAAUGCUGCGAUGCCAGAGAUAUUGAUGUGGAAUCUCAUUCUAGUCCCAGCAGACUAUUUCCGACCUAGCCGUCUGGUCAAGCUGCUGGAUGAGGCGAGAGCAAAGCUCAUCAUCUGCUCCCAGGAGCAGACGAUGGCAGAAUCAUACGCAACUUUGUCCCAUUGCUGGGGAAAGGCGAAGACCCUGAAGCUCCUGACUACCAAUAUAGAAUGCGAUCCUCAACAUAUCCGCCGCCGCAGAUCGGAAAGCUCGAUGUCAAGUUUCACCAACCGAGCUCAAUCCCUCAUACUGCCACUGACCGUCAAUCCGACGUGGGUCAACAAUGAAGGCCGCUCAUCCGCCUACUACCUAAUCGACCAAAACUCAUACUAUGACGCGGUUGAAAACUCGCCCCUCCGUCGAAGAGCUUGGGUAUUGCAGGAAGCAUAUCUCUCCGGCCGGAACCUGAGUCUCACACGAACCCAAUUAUGGUGGGAAUGUCGGGAGCUCGCUGCUUGCGAGGCUUGGCCGGCAGGUCUACCGCAUCAGCUGCGGAUAGGUCCAGCGCCAAAGACAACCUCUCUUGAAAAGGCUUAUCGGCACGGCCUAGUAUCUUCUAGAGGUGUCGCCACAAAUCACAUGCUCUGGGACGACCUCGUUGAAAAGUAUUCGGCUUGUGGAAUAACCUUCUUCUCGGACAAGAUGGUUGCCCUGUCCGGCCUCGCAUCGCACUUCCAACAACUGGUUGGCGGGGACCAAUACGUUGCAGGCAUGUGGCGCUCUAGACUUCUCAGUAGGUUGCUCUGGCUUUCAGACAAAUACAGGCAGGCUUUUCGGCCCGUCGCCUAUAGGGCUCCGUCGUGGUCAUGGGCUUCACUCGAAGGGAGCGUGUCGUACAUCAACACGCGCAUUAAGGAAGAUGUUGCAAGUAUCAAGCAAGAAUUCCCAAUGUGCGAGGUGGUGGAUGUCAAUGUGACUCCCUUGGACCGCGACUACCCAACCGGUCCGCUGAAAGGUGGUUGUCUCCGAUUGCGUGGCCCUAUCUUGGAAGUGGCAUGCCGCGGCGAAAAUCUGGCAGUAGCGAGAGGAGACGGGCAGUUUGGGUAUAUCCCAGGUUCGGACGAGGACUCUGGUCAAUUGCCCGACGACGGUUCCAGCCAAAACAGUUGCCUUGCCGACCUAGACGAGAACACUGCUGAUGAUCAGCCAGUGAUCUCGUCGCUCGACGUUGCUAGCGCCCAGUCCAUCGAUUUCGGGGACUUGGCUAACUGCACGAGAAUCUCCCGGCCCUUGACUGCCUGGCGCGGUGGCAUGUGGAGUAUUCCCCUGGUCGAGUGGAAUAGCCAUGGUACGCCAACACUCGGCGGGCUGCUUCUUGUGGCAGUGAAGGACGGCACUACUGGAGUUUUUGAGCGUGCUGGCACUUUUCAUGCCACUGGGCUGACCGCGACGGCGUUUAUGAAGGGCGGGAAUCGGCGGCUUAUGGAGGGCGAUGCGCCGUGGGCGUUAGGUGUUAUGUGGACGCUAACAUUCAUCGUUUUCGUCUUCGUCAUCCUUAGACUAUACACACGUGUCCUCAUUGUCAAAAUCUUUGGUGUCGAUGACCUUGUGUACAAUAUUGCCUUCAACACGUUCGAGAUUAAAGACGUUGAGGAUGUCGUUCGGGCAGUCCUGCUCGAGGUAAUCGGGCAAACAUUUGCCAUCAUUGUUUUCUGCAUCUUUGUCGACUUCUUCUUCGCCAUUUUCCCCUGGAUAUUAGUCUGGAACCUUACUAUGCCCAAGAGGGACAAGAUUAUUAUUGCCGGCAGUCUGAGUCUCGGCAUCUUGUGGGUCACGAUUCACUUCUUCUUGACCAGGCUUGUCGGUAUUGCCAUGCUGACUUACAACCAGAGUGCCGGCGCCUGCGGUAUCAAGAGAACAACGGAGUUACCCAACCUGAUCAAGCAGGAGUACCUUAAGGAUACUGUCCGCGCGAUCGUUUGGUCUGCCGCCGAGAUCUCUGUAACAAUGAUAUGUAUUGGUAUUCCAGUCUGCCGACCACUCUACAAGCGCCUCUUCCGGACGCUUACGUCCACCGACGCCAGCAGCUUCACAAACCCCCCCAGAGGCUCGGCCCUGGCUCUACGCACUGUUGGAGGUAGCAUGGCAGUCAGACACCCUGUUAAACCAGCCCGGCCCUGGAAUGUAUCAGAGAAUCCCAGCUCCCCCGAUGUUCAGCUUGGCUAUAACGGUCCUUCCACCAAGACAGGGCAGGACACCGGCCCGAUGGGCAACAACUCGAAUGACGAGAUCCGAGGCGCAGAGUUCAGCCAUGGCCGGUUGCCACCCAAUGCCAGUACGAGCAGCUAUACGGCAGCGCAACUGGCCGUUGCAUAG